AUGUCCAAUCACGACAUCCCAAUCAAAGUCUCUGACCUCAACAACCAUGAAUACAACGAAAACAUCCUCAAGCCUUCGCCUUCGCACUUCGAGCAGCUCUAUCUCGCGCCCGAGAAGCCCGUAGCAGGCAACCUCCGACUCACCUUCGGUAACCCGACUCCAGUCGCUCUUGCCGGUUUCCUGCUCGCCAACUCCCCAGCAACAGUCAUGUUGAUGGGCUGGCAUGGAGCUGGUUCAGGCGAGGGAAUUGCAAAUGCUGGCACGGGCAUGUACUUUUACUGUGCGGCUGUCCUGCUGUACGCAGGUGGUAUCGGCGAGUGGAUCCUGGGCAACACGUUCCCAUCUGUGGUUUUCUUCACCUUCGGCGGUUUUUGGGGCACUUUCGGCGCAACUCUUACUCCCUUCUACGAUGCAGUCAACGGCUAUCCAACCGCAGCAGGCUUCUACGAUAGUUUCGCCUUUUUCCUCAUAUUCAUGGCUGUGCUCUGUCUCGCAUACACGAUUUGUGCUCUUCGAACGAACAUCUGCCUGGUCUUGAUCCUGCUCUGCUUCACCAUCACGUUCCCGUUGCUGACAGCUUCGUACUUCGCCGCUGCUGGAGGUGCCGCGACUCUGGCCACGACGACCAGGAUCGCUGGUGCGGCAUUUGCGUUCAUUGCUAGCAUGAUUGCCUGGUACCUGUGGUUCUCCAUGCUCCUCGAUGCCGUGGACUUCCCUCUCGUCCUUCCAGUAGGUGACUUGACUAAGUAUGUCAAGGGCAGGAACGACAAGAAGAUGAAGGAUGCGGAGCAUAUGGCAUGA
Molecule: messenger RNA, 801 nt
Organism: Recurvomyces mirabilis
Lineage: Eukaryota; Fungi; Ascomycota; Dothideomycetes; Mycosphaerellales; Teratosphaeriaceae
Exons: 3
Coding region: 1-801 (266 amino acids)
Cellular component (GO): plasma membrane
Molecular function (GO): acetate transmembrane transporter activity
Source: RefSeq, a predicted model, not a curated record